AUGUUCGUAGUGGUCCUUUUCAUACCGGUUGUAACCGGCAACGUCUUUGCGGAAAGCAUCUCUAAGCGAGUUCCGGAACUAACGGAAAGAAGCGGGUUUACAAAACUCUACACGAUAUUUGACCCCUGCAACUUGAAAAAACCUGGCAAACGAGCAGUGAGCUGUUCCCAGUUAAAAAGACUUGGAAAUGACGUGACCAGUGAAUAUUUGAUCAAUCCCUACCGUGAAUUCAAGGUGAGGUGUGACAUGGAGACCAAUGGCGGCGGGUGGACUGUAAUUCAACGUCGGGGCGGAUCUGAAACAUUCGAAGAGAAUCUUUUCGAGCGAACCGAAAAAGAAUACCAGGAUGGAUUUGGAGCUGGCGCGACUUCAUACUGGAUAGGGAAUGAUAAUCUUCAUCACCUCACGAACUUUCCAAAUAACAGACAAGUUCUCAGGAUUGAACUGACGAAACAAACCGGGGACAGUAUCACAGUGGACUAUGGUCAUUUUAAAGUCGGCUCCAAAGCACACGGGUACUUACUCAGCAUCGGCAACUACAAGGGUCCUCAAGGUUACGACGCUCUGAAAACCUACAACGGAUACGAGUUCUUUAUGGGGAAAAGCCAAUUCAUGGAGCCGUAUUCAGGUUGCUACCCACCUCUAAGUGGUGGCUGGUGGUAUAAUGAGUGCCUCCGCUCGAAUCUUAAUGGUCGUAAACUACAAUCCACUGAUUCGAAAAAUAAAAGGGGCCUUGGUAUUACCUGGUUCAAAGAUGGCGAUCGAAAUUCCUACGAUGCCAUCUACGACCAGGUGGAGAUGAAAAUAAGGGAUGCCGAUUUUGACUUCUGCACGGGUAAAAUGGCAACAUACUCUGAUAUCUGA
Messenger RNA from Ixodes scapularis (black-legged tick), 864 nucleotides. Its product is annotated as angiopoietin-related protein 7-like. The record is from RefSeq and is a predicted model, not a curated record. NCBI's taxonomy places the organism in Eukaryota, Metazoa, Arthropoda, Arachnida, Ixodida, Ixodidae. Bases 1 to 864 code for a protein of 287 amino acids. The transcript is spliced from 5 exons.